Molecule: messenger RNA, 2718 nt
Organism: Venustampulla echinocandica
Lineage: Eukaryota; Fungi; Ascomycota; Leotiomycetes; Helotiales; Pleuroascaceae
Exons: 1
Coding region: 1-2718 (905 amino acids)
Biological process (GO): DNA repair; DNA replication
Cellular component (GO): nucleus; Slx1-Slx4 complex
Molecular function (GO): 5'-flap endonuclease activity
Source: RefSeq, a predicted model, not a curated record
AUGGCGUCAGCGGACACCUUAAUGCUGCCUUCUUCGCCUCUGAAGCAAUUCGCAACAUAUAAUAUGUCCUCCUCACCCACGUUCCUGUCGCCAAACGAGAUCUUCAAGCGCAACACCGCUGUUAUGACCACUGGAGGUCGAAGUACACCAAUUCCUCAACGCGAUGUCGCCUCGUUUACUAGCACAGCAGCGCUGUUGAAGAAGUCCUCACUCGACGACCUCGAGUCCUCCGAUUACUCUGGUCCCAAUAACCACACAUCCAACUAUUUCAACGCCCCAAAACUUGCAAAAUCCAAACUGAAGGCCUUGAGCGUGAGUGACGAACCGAUUACCGAAAUCGUCACGAAAGCCCAACGAAAGACAGCCCCCCCAAAGGCAGAAGACGAUAAUGAUGCGCCAAAAGUCAAGAAGGUGCGGAAACCACGAGCGAAAAAGGCUGAGGAGUGCGAAGGCGGAAUUGGCCCUGUGAAGAAAGCCCCUGUGCGCAAACCCCGGUUGAAGAAGGCGGAGAAGGAAACGACUGAGGAUAGGCCCGGGAAAGAAAAGCCAGUACGAAAAGCAAGAACAAAAAAGUCGGAGGGUGCUUCUCAGACAAAGAUACCAAAGGGCCAAGUCAUAAAAGCCUCCGUUAGUACGACGUUGGGCAAGCAUGAUGGAACACCUAAAUCGAAAGAGGCGGAAUUAGUGCGGGUGAUAUCUCCCGACCCAUUUUCAGAUUCUCUUGAUUAUGGUUUAGCCAUGGCAGUUAGCAGACGUACUGGCUGGACGCCGCCGUCGAAUUUGGCCAAGGCAAAUUUAAUAAAGCAAGCCCCGACCCCUACAGAGCCAGGGCAUGUUUUACCUGCAUCAGUCGUGCCGGACGGCGAAAAUAAAGGCUUCCAUGACCUCUUCCAUAGCUUUAGAUUUGCCCAGAGCGGGGCUAAACCCGUCGGAACGAAGGAGUUGGAUGGCGAGGGAACAAGAAAGCGGAAACUCAUUGAGUUAGUUCAAACCACUGUAUCAUCAGCAACGGCAGCUGCCACUACACCGAAACCGAAAGCACCUAAGAAGAAACCUAGGACUAUCACCGAUCAAGCUACAUCUGCUUAUGCAGAAGAGCAUGCGGAAAGCUUGCCUGGUGCUCCAGCACCACUGCUCCAAUACUUGCCCUGCCAAAUCAACGAUAACGAUACCAGCGAUGCGUUCAAGAUACCGCGAAAGCCACGUUCACAGCUUCCGCCCAAGAGAAUUUCAAAGGCUAAGAAAGGAAGCGCCGAAGCCCCAAUUCUACUUUCACCUGAAUCAGCAUUGAAGCAGGUUGGGCAUCAAGAUUUCGUAUUUGGCACCUCCAGUCAACUUGCACGGGAGACUUCGCCAACUCUUCUCCGAGAUUUACAUGAUGCGAUGCAAGCUUCAAACCAAAUCGACUACGACCCAUUUACGGAUUGGAUGGAUGAGCCAGCUUCCCCAGCUUCUCUGAAGCCCCCAGGAAGGACAGUAUCGUCUGCCAAAAGAACUCUGUGGUCUGCCGGGGCGCGUGAUGCCACUGGUAAUUUGUUGGAUGUGGAAGUAAUUGACAUCGUAGACUCGCCAAUGGCCAUGAAGGUAGAUGAUAAAAAAACAGCUAGGCCGAAUAGUACCCGUUCUUUACCCGGCUCCGAAGAGAUAUGGCACGAUAUCGAGGAUAUUAUCGAGUCCUUACCCGAAAAUUCAGAACCUAGAGAGCCACCGCUUAAGGGUGCCUUUGCAGCGGAAACGGCAACCAUACCGAUAGUGUCGACUGAUCCGCCGAAGAGUGCGACAUCCAGGUUACAAUCUACAAAGUCCGCACAAACAUCCAAACCAAAUGAUGCGCCUCUUAGUGCCACUCAGUCAUCCACCACAUCUGCGAGACAUGAAGAUUACCAAAUGCCAGAUUUUGACUCCUACACCACUAUUCAAUUAACAAAGGAGCUAGCAUCAUAUCGCUUUAAACCUGUGAAGCGCCGUGAACAAAUGAUUACACUGCUUGAAAAGUGUUGGGAAAGUAAAACUAGGACAGCUCUGGGAUCCUUGGGGCUCAACGCCGCGCCCUUGUCUCCAACCAAGCCAGUAAUGACGAUACCUCCGCCAUCCAGCCAGGUCAGCCCUGAGUCCCCAAAGCGGCCUCGAGGCAAGCCAAAAAGUAACAGCGCCGUAACUACUGCAGUUUCAGCUACCCAGUCGAAGACAAAAGGAAAGGUUGGCCGACCAAAGGCAACGGAGAAAACAAAAGCUCCUGACUUAAAUAGCGAUGUACCACUAUCAAGACCUCGAACACCCAAAAAGUCAAAAUCGACAGCUAGCCGACCUAUCGAUGAAAUCUAUGACUCCGAUCCACCAACACCAUCACCGCCUCGCCGCCGACCCUCUCAAAUAGGAUCACAGUUGCCUCUUAAACUCUCGAGUACUGUUGACGGCGAUGUUGCGGCCCUCACGCCGGAGUCAUCACAAGCGCCACUUUUCACACACAUAACCCGUGCAAUCAAAAUUUCCCCACGUUCGAAAGAUCCCCUGAAGCCGAGCUGGCAAGAGAAAAUACUACUAUUUGACCCUAUUGUAGUUGAAGAUCUAUCGACGUGGCUGAACACCGGCGCCUUAGAAAAGGUGGGUUGGGAUGGAGAGGUGAAUCCAAAGGAAGUAAAGCAAUGGUGUGCUAGUAAGAGCAUAUGCUGUCUGUGGAAGGAGAAUCUGCGUGGCGCUACCAGAAGUCAUAUGUGA